Messenger RNA from Sus scrofa (pig), 1248 nucleotides. Lineage: Eukaryota; Metazoa; Chordata; Mammalia; Artiodactyla; Suidae. The record is from RefSeq and is a predicted model, not a curated record.
ACUGCCCCCUUCCCCGGCGCCCGCCCCCCACCCCCGCGCCCCAGGUGAACCCUGGGGGUCUCAGGUAAGGCUCCGCGAUGCAGGUAAGAUCCCCCCCGGCAUAGACAAGGCCUCGGCGCCUCCAGGUAAGAUCCCCUCCCCACCCAGUUGACCCUCCACCUUUCAGUGAGGCCUCCUGCCUUCCCCAGGUGAGGGAUCCUCUCCCCAGGUGAACUCCCUCUACGUCCAGCGAAGUCGCCCCACCCCCGGCAGUUCCGAUGAGGUUCUAAGGACCAUACAAUUCCUGACCCCUCCGUGCUCCCCCUAAACGGAGAGCUGACAGUUCAUCCACUCUAGAGCCCCUUCGUCCAGCUUCACUUGCCAGGCACUGGGCUCCCUCUGCUCCCCGUGGGCCGCUCCCCGCGUGGGGCCACUGCCCCCGGCCCCCGCCAUGGUGCGGAUUUCAAAGCCCAAGACGUUUCAGGCCUACUUGGAUGAUUGUCACCGGAGGUAUAGCUGUGCCCACUGCCGUGCUCACCUGGCCAACCACGACGACCUCAUCUCCAAGUCCUUUCAGGGCAGCCAGGGGCGUGCCUACCUCUUCAACUCUGUGGUGAACGUGGGCUGCGGGCCAGCCGAGGAGCGGGUGCUGCUGACGGGCCUCCAUGCUGUCGCUGACAUCCACUGCGAAAACUGCAAGACCACUUUGGGCUGGAAAUAUCUUCUGUUGCCAUUCAGAGGAUCAGAGAAGUUGCCCAAGGCCCCACAGCAACAUGGAGCGUGGAACAGGCCUUCGAGAGCAGCCAGAAGUACAAAGAGGGGAAGUACAUCAUUGAACUCAACCACAUGAUCAAAGACAAUGGCUGGGACUGACCCUGGCUCCUGACGCCUGUGGCUCCAGCCCGGCCUGGCCGCCAGGGGGCGCCACGGGCUUGCCUCCAUCCGAAGGGAGCUCUGGACCUCAGGGCCCCUGCCGAGGAAGGAUCCUGUACAUAUAUUUUAUUGCAUGCACUGUGACCUUGGUGGGAGAUCAGAAGGUGGACAAGGUGGACGACACCCCCGCACCUCCCUGCGAUCUGGCUGGCUUGGAUCUCGUUUUUAACCCCUUCCUGCCCUGCCUGCCCUAUAGACAUGGCCUGUGUGCUGCUCUCUUGGCCCCAGUGCGCCAUCUGCCCUGUGAACUUCUCCUCCCACCGGGCCCCUCUUACCCCACGCGUGUCUGCUCCCCUUGUUCUGUAGCGUUUGUACAUAAUAAAACAAUGAAGUGGA